GGUCCAAACAGUUUUUCCGCGGCCGUUCUCAAGAUAAGUUCUCUGUGCUAAGUUUUCUGUGAACAAUAUCUUAUCGUCCUCCCCCCCAACGGACAUUUUUCGAAAAUCCUUCGUUUGCCCAAUCAGUUUUGGUGACUCUGUGGCGGAAAAUUGUGAGAUUAACUGUGACCGUGACAUUGUUAAAGACAUUCAAGAAUUCACUCUUUCAACGAUUACAAAUCGUCUGUGCUGGGUGGAUUGAGGCAAAUUACAUAAAUGGAGCACUAAUGAAAGUAUCCAUUAGAGAUAAUGAAGGAAAUUUAUGCAGCAGGAUAUUUGAAUGAUGACAAUGAAUAUGAAAUAAGAUGAAGAGGAGGAUACUAGAAGGGGUCCUAAUGAAUAGAAGGAGCAUCAGAUAAUCCAUUUUGUCCAUACUUCUGGUUGAAUUUCUAAAAAAAAAAAAAGAAAAACGAGGAGCCGUGAAAUAUGGGAUCAGUGGGACUAUUACACGAGUUAUUUGGCAUUAAUAAGUCCGUGCCAAAUUAUGUUUCAGACAAGAAAAUUGGUGAUAUCUAUGCCACGAGCUAUCCAUAUCUAAUUCCAGCAAAUGAGGAUUUCAUUGGCCAAUACAGCGUCAAUAGGACAUUUUUUGUGGUGGAUGACCAUCAAAACUCCUACAAUGAGACUGAGGAUUGUUCCAGUGGCUACAAUUCACACGACACAAUUCUAUCUAGUUCUUAUUUCCAAACUAUGGUGUACUUUCUAUAUAUCAGCAUCCUCUUAACGGCCCUUAUAGGGAAUGGCAUUGUGUGCUUCAUUGUUCAGUCAUCGCCAAGAAUGAAAACUGUAACAAAUUACUUUUUAUUCAAUUUGGCAUUAGGUGAUAUCCUGAUGUCGGUAUUUUGUGUGCCAUUCUCCUUCGUACCAACAAUUCUCCUGCAAUUUUGGCCAUUCGGCACUGUGCUCUGUCAUUUAGUUAAUUACUCACAAGCCAUUUCCGUUUUAGUCAGCGCAUACACACUCGUUGCGAUCAGUGUGGAUCGAUAUAUUGUCAUUAUGUGGCCACUGAGACCAAGAAUCACGAAGAGAUAUGCAAAAUGCAUAAUAGCUGUGGUAUGGGUAAUAGCCCUCGUUACCGCCUUCCCAAUUAUCAUCGUCUCCAAGUUGUAUCAACCGGAAGGAUGGCAUCAAAAGUGUGACAAAUACAUUUGUCAUGAAGACUGGAGUGAGGACAGUCAAUACUUCUACUACACCCUAGCACUAAUGACAUUGCAAUUUGUAAUUCCAAUUGUAGUACUUUGCUUCACAUACAUUCGUAUCGCAAUCGCUGUCUGGGGUAAGAGACCACCUGGGGAAGCUGAGAAUUCCAGGGAUCAAAAAAUGGCACGAUCUAAACGAAAGAUGAUAAAAAUGAUGGUGACCGUCGUUAUUGUGUUCACAGUUUGUUGGCUUCCCUUUAAUAUUUUAGGGCUGCUUCUGUACGAUGUCGAACUUCAAUCGUGGAAACUGCUCCCCUACUUCUGGUUUGGAUGCCACUGGCUAGCAAUGGCCCACAGUUGCUGCAACCCAAUUAUUUAUUGCUACAUGAAUGAACGGUUCCGACUGGGUUUCAUGAAGGUCCUCCAUGACAUUCCCAUCGUGAGGCGUUGCUGGUGUGUCCGGCAAUGCGCCAGAGGACGAGGAGGAAGCAUUGGAGCUGGUGGCCUAGCCCUCACUGGUGAGAUGAUCGACAAUUUAAAUGGAACAGGUGGUGGUCUCACGAGGAAGACCCGAAUUCGCAUUAGGAAUCGACGAAACGUCUCAGCUACAUCGUGUCAACACAUGCACAACAUACAUCAGUUCACGGAGGAAGGCUGUCGGCAAGACUCCAAUAUUGCCGACACCCUGUUCAUGUGCGGAGACAACACUUCUUCGGUGAUCCGAGAGAGAACCUGAUAAUAGCCGAGACACAGCGUGAUGCGUCUCAGCUGCUGUAGAGUUUAGAAUUUCGAGACAAAAUUUUAUGAAAAGAAAAAGAAGUGAAAGAAAAUCCGCUCGAAAUCUGACAUAUCGACAUGUUUAAUAUAUAUUAUACAGAAAAAAAUGUUUAAUGUUAAUUGGAUAUGACCGUUGUGCUGUGUGGUUAUUAUUCCGACAAAACUUCCCUUAGAACUUUUUACAUACCAUUUGAUGAUCCAAUAAAAUCCCUUAGCUUAUACUUUGAACAUAGAAAAAGGAUAUAAAACUCAAAAGGUAAAACCGUUGAUAGUAGGGCUUUUAUAAUUUGUAGAUGUCCAAUAAAAAGCAAUUUAAGAA
Molecule: messenger RNA, 2274 nt
Organism: Phlebotomus papatasi
Lineage: Eukaryota; Metazoa; Arthropoda; Insecta; Diptera; Psychodidae
Product: RYamide receptor
Exons: 9
Coding region: 466-1914 (482 amino acids)
Biological process (GO): neuropeptide signaling pathway
Cellular component (GO): membrane
Molecular function (GO): neuropeptide Y receptor activity
Source: RefSeq, a predicted model, not a curated record